Molecule: messenger RNA, 7023 nt
Organism: Drosophila rhopaloa
Lineage: Eukaryota; Metazoa; Arthropoda; Insecta; Diptera; Drosophilidae
Gene: Mur89F
Product: serine-rich adhesin for platelets
Cellular component (GO): extracellular region
Molecular function (GO): chitin binding
Source: RefSeq, a predicted model, not a curated record
ACAAUUUUCUUUUUGGGCGGCGCUUUUCGGGGAAACUGUUUCGGUGUCGGAAAUCGAAGAAUUGAAGUUUUGCAGGCCAAAAAGCUGUUGUGACAUUUUUUUGGCAAAGCAAAACGCAAUGGCGCCAAAGACGCCGCCAUUUUCGCAGCUCGACAAAAUGGCGACAAGGACAUCCAGUUGGCUCUGCCGCCUGCUGCUUUUCGGCUUUUGCAUUGGCGCCGCCGCCGCUCGAGACAUUCCAUCGCCGAUGGCCCAGACAGAGGUGGCCUUUUACUGCCCGGGAGAGGGGCUGUUUGCGGACGACUACGAUUGCCGGAUUUAUUACCGCUGUGAGCGGCGGUCGGGCCAAUACAUCCGACCCUACCUUCUGGCCUGUCCCGAGGAUGCGGUCUUCUCGCGCGCGCUGCGAAUGUGCCUGCCACCAGCGAUGGCUGGGCGGGAUGAGUGCGUGGACCAGGUGAACGAGGUGGAUGGAGGCAGCAUGGAGCAGUGGGAGCAGGACGACUUCGGGCAGGAUGACCAUAAUGCGAUGCUUAACCUGGCCGUCACACCUGCGGCCAACGAGCUGCGUACCUAUGCGACCACCCAUCGGCUGCCCACGAAUUAUGGCCUGACAGGGCUCAGCGGUGUCUCCGUGAUAUCCUUUUCCAGCUCAUCAUCCCUGAGAGCUGUUGGAUCAGAGGAGGAGGAUGGCGGUUCGGGAGUAAUAUGUCGGGAUGAUGGCUUCAUGAAUGAUCCCAGCGACUGCACCGUGUUUUAUCGCUGCAUCUCGAAUGGUCGAGGCUACAACAAAAUCGGCUUCCGGUGUUCCGAUGGCACUGCGUGGGACGAGUCCCUGCAGGCCUGCAACCACAUGUUUGACGUACGUGCCAACGGUGGCUGCCGCAAUCAGGCGGAGCCACAGAACGAUGGUUAUUAUGCCGGGCAAACGUCAACACAAUCGUCACAGUCCAGCUACCAGAACUCCACCUCAAGCAGCCAGCAGAGCUCGUCCACCAGUUCUUCAAACUCCUCCCAAAGCUCCAGUUCUACAUCAAGUUCGACAUCUAAUUCUAGCUCGAGUCAGGAGUCCUCCACAUCCAGUAGCAAUCAGCAGUCGAGCUCUACCUCUGGCAACAAUCAGGACUCGGGCUCCAGCAACAAUCAGGAGUCGAGCUCGGACUCUAGUAACAAUCAGGAGUCCAGCUCGGGUUCCAGCAACAAUCAGGAAACCAGUACGAGCUCCAGCAGCAAUCAAGGGUCAAGCUCCCAAAACUCUGGCAGCAAUCAGUCCUCUAGCAGUAACCAAAACCAAAGCUCUGGCAGUAGUCAAAGCUCGGGAAAUAACCAAUCCUCAAACAAUAAUCAAAACUCCAGCAGCAACCAAAACCAAAGCUCUCAAAAUUCCGGCAGCAACCAAAGCUCUAGCAGCAACCAAAAUUCAGGAAGCAAUCAAAGUUCUAGCAGCAACCAGUCCUCAAAUAACAGUCAAAAUUCCGCCAAUAAUCAGAGUACAGGCAGCAAUCAAUCUUCCAAUUCCAACAGCAACCAAUCUUCUAGCUCUAGCAGCAAUCAGAGCUCUUCGAGCAAUCAAACUGCCAGUGGAUCCAAUAAACCUGUUCCCACUGAAUGCGAAGAUGAAAACACUUAUAUCCCCGAUAAAGAAGACUGUGCCAAGUUCUACAGAUGCCGCCAAGAUAAGGAUGGAAAAUUAGAACAAGUGCCUUUCACCUGUGGUCCCGGCACUGUAUGGAACCAGGAAGAUAAGGUCUGCGAUCUUCCCAAUGAAGAUCAAAAGAAGAAAUGCAACAUUCAGUCGGGUUCAUCUAGUGGUAGCAAUAACUCUGGUAGCAGCGAAAGCUCCUCUAAUCAAGGCUCAUCCAGCAACCAAUCCUCUGGUAAUCAGGGUUCGUCCAGUAACCAAGGCUCCUCCAGCAAUCAAGGCUCGUCUAGCAGUCAGGGUUCCUCCAGCAACCAAGGCUCCUCUAGCAGUCAAGGCUCGUCUAGCAACCAAGGCUCCUCCAGCAGUCAAGGCUCAUCAAACAAUCAAACAUCAAGCAAUCAAGGCUCAUCCAGCAACCAAUCAUCCAAUCAAGGCAGCAGUCAAGGCUCAUCUAAUAAUCAGUCCUCCAAUCAAGGCUCAUCUUCAUCGUCCACAUCCAACAACCAAAGCUCCUCGAGUUCCAACAACAAUUCAUCUAGCAAUAGUACGAGCACUCAAUCGACAACUUCCAAACCGUCCAAUCCCGAUGGUCAAUGCCAGGAUACGGAAACUUAUUUGGCAGAUAAAAAAGACUGUGCCCGAUUCUAUCGUUGCGUAGAGAAUGGUAAUGGUGGCUUUAAUACGGUUUCGUUUGAUUGUUCUCCGGGAACGGUCUGGGAUCCCGAUACCAAGGGGUGCAACCAUCCCACAGAUGUCCAAAAGGAACAGUGCAAGGCAAUGGCUAAUGGCUCAAAUCAAGGAUCUGCUUCCAACCAAGGAUCUUCCUCCAAUCAGGGAUCUUCCUCCAACCAGGGAUCUUCUUCCAACCAGGGUUCCUCUUCAAACCAAGGAUCUUCUUCCAACCAGGGAUCAUCCUCCAAUCAGGGAUCUUCCUCCAAUCAGGGAUCUUCUUCCAACCAAGGUUCCUCUUCCAACCAGGGUUCGUCUUCAAACCAGGGAUCUUCUUCCAACCAGGGAUCAUCCUCCAAUCAGGGAUCUUCUUCCAACCAGGGUUCCUCUUCAAGCCAGGGAUCUUCUUCGAACCAGGGAUCCUCUUCCAACCAAGGAUCUUCAUCCAAUCAGGGAUCAUCUUCCAAUCAGGGUUCCUCCUCAAACCAAGGAUCUACCUCCAACCAAGGAUCUUCUUCCAUCCAGGGUUCCUCAUCCAACCAAGGAUCUUCUUCCAACCAGGGGUCUUCGUCCAAUCAGGGUUCUUCCUCCAACCAAGAAUCUUCUUCCAACCAGUCCUCUUCUAAUCAAACUUCGACAUCUCAGCAGUCGUCGUCUUCUAACCAAACUUCAUCCUCAAGUACAGAAGGAUCAUCAUCAUCUACCACUCAGAAACCCUUUAAGCCCGCUGAGAAAUGUGAGAAUGAGGAAACAUUCCUCGCAGACAACGAGAAUUGCUCCAAGUUCUAUCGCUGCGUGGACAACGGUAAGGGUGGAUUUAAUAAAGUCUCGUUCACCUGCCCUCCCAAUACUCUCUGGGAUCCUGAGGCCAACAGCUGCAACCAUCCCGAUCAGAUUCAGACCAAACCGCUUAAGUGCAAAAAAGUGGUUAAUCAAGGCGAAUCCUCAUCUAGCAGCAGCAGCUCAUCUUCGAAUAGUUCAUCAAACAACAGUGGUUCCUCUUCAAACAGUGGUUCAUCUUCCAACAGUUCAUCUUCAAACAGUGGAUCGUCUUCAAACAGUGGUUCAUCUUCAAACAGUGGAUCAUCUUCCAACAGUGGCUCAUCUAAUCAAGGCUCCUCCUCCAACAGUGGCUCGUCUUCUGGUGCCAAUUCAUCCGGAAAUGGGUCGAAUUCAUCGUCAUCAUCUUCAUCUUCCUCAAGCAACAACAAUAACCAAGGUUCAUCCUCAUCAACCUCUAGUUCAUCCUCCUCCAGUAGCAGCAGCUCAACCACAUCGAAACCAAAUCCUUCUGAAACCUGCAAAGUCAAUGGACAAUUUAUUGGCGAUCGAAAGGAGUGUAAUAAGUUCUAUCGCUGCGUGGAUAAUGACAGAGGAGGCUUUAAUAUGGUAUCCUUUAACUGCGGCCCUGGCACAGUUUGGGACGCCCAACUUCAGGCCUGUAACCAUGCUUGGGCUGUAAAGGAGUGCGGUGGUGUUGCUCCUUCUCCUACCACCUCCAAACCAACAACCACCACCACCUCUAGGCCUUUAGGCCCAUCUUCCACUUCCAGGCCUCCAGGCCCAUCCUCCACUUCAAGGCCUUCAGGCCCAUCAUCCACAUCCAGGCCAUCCGGUUCAUCUACUACAUCCCGUCCGAUAACCACCCGACCAACUACUUCCUCUCCAUCGUCUUCAUCUCCUUCGUAUCCAACAACCUCACCCGCUACUCAGUCACCCAACACUAAUGGAAAAUGUACUUCAGAGGGCUUUAUGGCGGAUCCCAACAACUGCUCCAAGUUUUAUCGCUGUGUAAGGAACAACAAAGGUGGCUUCACUCCAAUUCCAUUCCAAUGUGGAGCUGGUACAGUUUGGGAUCAGGAUCUGCAGACUUGCAACCACAAUUUCAACAACUGCAACACUGGCACUGAGGCAAGCACACCGAAACCUCCCUGUGAACCAACAGCCAAUGGAACUUCCACCACACAGGAACCUAUAACCACUACAACCCAAGACAGCAACCCAACUACUAUACCCCCGACAACAACAGAUUUGCCGCCCACCUCUACAACAGGAACACCACCCACUACUACUACGAAAAAUCCACCCACUACAACCACAGGCUUACCACCUACCACUACUACGAAAAAUCCACCUACUACAACCACAGGCUUACCACCCACCACCACCACACAAACACCACCCACAACGACCACAGAAAUACCAAUCAGUACUACAACUUCAGUGCCGCCCAGUACAACAACAAUCAGUUCGGAAUCUGAAACUACAACAAUGACAUCAAAUUCGGAAACCACCACCCAAACGCCGCCUACAACACCCACGAAUCAGCCGUCUACAACCACUAUGAAACCCCUACCUGCUGGCACUGAAUGCACCGGUGAGGGAUACAUGGCCGAUCCCGAAGAUUGUAGGAAAUACUACCGAUGCAUCAAGGCAGGAGCUUCUUACAGAAAGUACAACUUUACCUGUCCCAAGGGCACAGGAUGGAACGAAGAUGUCCAGACCUGUGACUACAUGGAGAACAUUCCGAGGUGCUCGAAGUUGCCCACUGAACCACCGACCACAAACUAUCCAGAGACUACAACACCAAAUGAGGAGUCUAAAGAGCCCGGAAGUACCACCCCACGGCCAUCAGAUGAGCCGACAACGGUAACCAAACCCAUCACAAAACCUACGGAAGAGCCUACAACAGAUAAACCCCAAAAACCCACUACGACCGAAUAUCCUGGAAAACCAACCACCACAGAAGAGCCUACAACAGAUAAACCCCAAAAACCCACUACGACCGAAUAUCCUGGAAAACCAACCACCACACAAGAACCUACAACCGAAAAACCACAGAAGCCCCCCACAACCGAAUACCCCGGAAAACCUACCACGCAGGAAACCACCACCACAGGUAUUCCCGGCUAUAUGCCAACAACAACUACUGUUGCGGUAGAAACUACAACAACUACUCCAGGCUAUAAGCCUACUACAACCGCUGAGCCAGUAACCGAACCUAUCACAACCACAGUACAACCUACUACUACAACAACUGUUGAAAUUACAACGACAAAUGUUCAACAACCCACUACCACAACUGAACCCCCAUCAACAACCCCUGAAACGUCAGAGGGUCCAACAACCACACUUCAGCCUGAACCACAAACGAACUAUAACUGCACCGCCGAGGGAUUUUUCCCUGAUCCCCAGGAUUGCAGUCGCUAUUAUCGUUGUGUAGACGCCGCAAAGAAUGGCAAGUACCAGGUUUAUGGGUUUAAGUGCGGUAAGGGAACUGUUUGGGACACAUCCACCGAAACUUGCAAUUAUGCCGAUCAGGUGUCGGGCAAUUGCUCUUCAGGUCAGACCACUUCAUCGCCAGGAAAUUCCACGGAACCCGGAACAACGGAAAGUACAACCAGUUCUGGAACCCCUGAGACUACCACUUCGAGGGUCCCCGAAACCACAACUGCAGGAGCUCCCGAAACAACUACCACUGCAAGCCCUGAAACCACUACCACAGGAGGCCCUGAAAACACUACUACACCAACUCCCGAAACCACUACCACUGGAGCCAUUGAAACUACUAGCCCUGGAACAACUACUACCGGAACCCCUGAUACUACUACCACAUCGGUUAAGCCAGAGACCACAACCACAACGGGGGGAGAAACCACAACCACUCAGCCAACGACUGAGACCCCAACCACCCCAGAGAAUCCUACUCCCGGCACCAAUUCCACCGCCCCUUGUCCAACAACCGGUCCCGGACAGAAUGUGUACGUCUGUCCCACCGGAUUCCGUCAGCAUCCGGAAAAGUGUGGCAUGUUCUACCAGUGCAGCGAGAGUUCGGAUAGCAACGAUUUAAACAUUGUGGUAUUCCAAUGUCCCAAUGGAACUGUCUACCAGGACAACACCUGCAGUUGUGGCAAGCCCCAGACGGGAGAUAAAUGCUCCAAGGAUAUGAAGAGGACCACCAAUUUGUUCGAACAGGAAACAAAACUCCAGAACGUGGUACAAAUCAGCACGACGGCACCUCUCUGUCCGGAUGAGGGUCACUUCGCGCUAAACGAUGACCAGUGCGGCCAGCUGUUUGUCAAAUGUGGAUUCUCGGAGCUGACGGGACGCAUCGAGGGUCAGAUCCACCGCUGUCCUCAGGGAUUCGCCUACUGGAACGUGAGCCGGCGAUGCGAACCCGCCCGGAAGCUGCUCAACUGCACCCCAACCACCUACAAUGUGGGCGGAAAUGUGCCGCUGGAGUGGCUCAACAUUGGCCAUAGACGCCGCAGCAUGCGCAUUUAAUUAGAUUUAGUCUAGAUUCGCUUAGUCGCCCGCCAUUGUUUGUUUGCUGCGCCAGCACUUGAUGACCAGUUUAACAAGCUGAUCCUGAUCAAGGGAAUUAGCUGGCACAACAAACGAUCGAACAGAAGAGUUAGCUUAGGACGUAGGGAAAUUACAGUAGGUUAAGAAAGGCCUUAACCCUCCAACAUCAAAAUCCUUAAAUGGGAAUUAAAAAAAAAACAUUAAGUUGCACUUUUAGGAAAACAAUUCGUUAAUUGGAAAGAUCCAAUUACAUUUUUAAGCAACUAUAAACUUUAUAUUUAUAUCAAGAACAUUUCUCUGAAGAGAAUAAACCCAAAACAACUUCAAAGAUUGUUGUAAAAAUUAUUUUUCCAAAAGUAUUGGUUGUUGGAGGGUUAAAUAGAUUCUUGGUGUCGGACUGCAAAACU